CCAAACCGAAAGCGUUGGACGGCAAAAGACGAUCUUGACCGCAGUUUAAAUCAUCUUGGGAUAGUUUGUGAAUUAGUCAUAUAUUUAAAUGCCUUUUUGAAAAUACAGCGAAAAGUUAUAACUCACUCAAGCGCACGUCCAGCGUUUUCAUGAAAAGUAUAUGAUGUGCCUGAAUCUCAACUGAUGCCGUCAGACAACAACAACAGCAUUGCAAAAUGAUGCUGUCCUGGCGGUGUGAUAAUGCUGUUCAUGCUUCAUGUUGCCUACGGGUGACCCUAUGUUUAGCCGUUCUUUUAUUUUUCGUUAUUAUUCUGACGACCUUACAGAACUGUUUUGUGAUAGAUGCCGGAACACUGUCGGUAUCUGCUACCGUAAACAAGAAAAGAGUCCUCCACGUCAUCGACGACCGAUACGCCAGCGUCGGCAUCGACGCAUCCCUCGUUCAAGAGAAAUUUAAGAACUUUGACACGAGUUCAGUAAAGUUGCUGACAUUGUCACAGUCUUUAGGUCCAUGUUAUGUGAGGGUUGGAGGAACAGCUGAGGAUUUACUGGUAUUUGAUGACAAGCUACUUGACAAAGAUUCCCCAUUCAGAAAGCCUCAGCAUGUUUUUGUAAUGACAGUUGCAGACUGGGACAAAAUCAACAAAUUUGUGUCUGAUGUUGGUUGGCACCUUGUGUUUGGACUGAACCUGUUGUUACGAAAUGGCUCCUCAUGGGAUCCGUCUAAUGCUGAGGCACUGAUGAAAUACUCUGACCAGAAAGGAUAUCAAAUGCAUUUGGAGUUGGGAAAUGAACCCAAUUCAUUUAAACAUGUCUUUCAAAAGACUGUGGAUCCAAGCCAAUCAGCAAAAGACUUCCAUGUGCUUAGAAAUUUGAUGCAAACAUUUUCAACUUUUAAGUCAAGCCUUCUGAUUGGUCCAGACGUGACACGGCCAAUAAAAACAAGCGAUGAGGAUGAACUGACUACCAGCAGUAAGGAUUACCUAAGACGAUUCCUGAAGACAGGCAGCCCUUACGUGGAUGUUGUAACAUUUCAUCAUUACUAUGUGAGGAGCCAGACAGCCACAGCUAGUGACUUCAGAAAUCCUGCAAUAUUGGACAGUCUACAGGGGCAGAUAACUCUGGCUCAAUCAAUCAUUAACUCGACUUCACCUGGUGGUAAACGUCUCUGGCUUGGGGAGGCAGGCUCAUCAUCAGGAGGAGGGGCUCCCCUUCUCUCCAACAGAUAUAUAGCAGGCUUCAUGUGGCUGGACAGAUUGGGAUUGUCAGCAGUCAGUGGGGUAGAUGUGGUGAUCAGACAGUCUUUCUACAAGGGCAACUAUGCAAUGAUAGACUGUCUGGACUAUACACCUUUCCCGGACUAUUGGUUGACAUUACUGUACAAGAGACUUGUGGGUACACGAGUCCUUGAAGUGACUAGAAGCUCAUUGGAUAAUCACCUCCGAGUGUAUGGUCAUUGUACACGCACAGGGGACAGGUCCAAGUACCAUGCAGGGGCAGUAACUCUGUACAUCCUGAACUUGUGGGCUGUAGAUGUGGAAGUGAAACUUCCCCAGUUCAGUGAGACUGAUCUCCAUCUGUAUCUCCUCACACCAGAUGGACCUUCAGGUUUACAUUCCAGAAACGUGAGACUGAAUGGACAGGUACUGGAGAUGCUCAGUGACAGUGAACUACCCAGGUUAGAGCCUCAGACGUGGCCUGCUGGAAAUCCUGUACACAUGGAAGCCUUGACAUUUGGUUUUGUGGUUAUACCUGAUGCAAAUGUAACUGUUUGCAUGUGACAUGUCAUCAUGAAUUGUAGAAUGUAUGCAUUGAUGCUAAAUGUUCAGUGGCAUUUACUGAUAAGGGUGGUGAAGUUUGCUUAGUUUUGAUGGUGCUUUGCCUACUUUGAUAGUAAGCCAUUAGAUGCUUCUCUCUGGCUUUAACUCCAUGUUGGUAUUUCACAGCUUACUGUAUAAAAAUAUUCAGCCACCUUGUUGUUUUUGUUUAUUGUGAAAAUUAUCUUUUACCCUAAUUCACCUUUUACCUUCCACCUUUUCAACCACCACUACUACAGAUAUUUUGAAAUAUUCUGAGAGAACUACAGGGUGUAGAGAAAUAAUCUGCACAGGUUUGUGAAGCUUGCAUCUUUAGUGACAAAAAGAAAUCAUUUUUGGUGCCAUUUUCAUAAUAAUUGUAUGCAUAAAUUCCACUUAAUAAGAUGCUUUAUUGGUUGAAAAGGUUAAAGAUUUACAGUAUUAAACAGAUAUCUGUGUUGUUGACCGGCCCUGAUAGCUAAGCUGGUAGAGUGUCGGCUUUGGGGUGCAGUAGAUCCAGGGUCAGUCCUGGAUCAGGUCACACCUAAAAUCUUAAAUGAGGAAGUUGAAGCUUCUUUGCUUGGCAUUCAGCAUUAAGGGGAUAGUGCAACAACUGAUUGACCCGUAUCAGUAGAAUGCCUCUUGUGGGGUGGCUUCCUUACCUUUGUUAAGUUGUUUCAGUGAAGCAGCAAUAGAUAAAAGAGCAGUGGACAGGGACAGUUUUGCAACAGGGAGGCACAUGACACGCACUCUAAGGACCCCGUCGUCUUCAUAUGACUGAAAAAUUGUUAAGUACAACCUUAAGCACCAAGCACUCACUUAAUCUGUGUUGUUGAUAAUUGAUUGUCAUUCAUUACUGGAUCAUGGCCUAGGUUAAGGGGCUCAUUGGGUUUCUCCUGGAAAAAGCUGAUGGUUUUUGCCAGGUGCUCUAGUUUCCUCCACCCAUAAACCUGACAGCUGUUUUACAAAUUUAUUUUUAGAGCAUUAAACACCAAUCAAAUAUACAUAUAAAUAAAUCAUUCAUCUGUGAGUGUUCAGAAAACUUAGAUUUAAUUUGCCAGUGUAUCAGCUGUAUAAAUUAACAUUCAUAUAGUUUUUUUCUUUUGUGAUAUUGUGGUUUGAGCAUAUUUGUUUUGUGCAUUUAGAGAAGUAGAAAGAAAAAAAAAUGACUCCACAAAAUAGUUUUCCAGUCCAUGCAAGGAUGAGAGCUUUUUAUACAUUAUGUAUGCUCUUUGAGAAAUAUAACCUAAUCAUUUUCGGAUUUAUUAUAGAAUAUUUGUUCUAAGUUGUGUAAAGCUUUCAUUUGUUUACACAUUUAUUUUCCAUGCAUUUUGUGUAUAAUAACCAACUACAUGUUACAUAAAAUUAUUCUGGGGCCUCCGUGGCUCAGUUGGUUAGCGUGCUAGUGCAGCGUAAUGACCCAGGAGUCUCACACCAAUGCGGUCGCUGUGAGUUCAAGUCCAGCUCAUGCUGGCUUCCUCUCCGGCUGUGCAUGGGAAGGUCUGCCAGCAACCUGCGGAUGGACAUGGGUUCCCCCGGGCUGUGCCCGGUUUCCUCCCACCAUGAUGCUGGCCGCCGUCGUAUAAGUGAAGUAUUCUUGAGUAUGGCGUAAAACACCAAUCAAAUAAAUAAAUAAAUAAAUAACAUUAUUCUGAUGUUUGUAAAUAUUUUGUAAAUUGCAUGUUUUUGGUAAACUUUUACUCUCAUUUCUAAUACUGAAUCUCAGGUUUUUGGACAUACUGUAAUCUUAUGAAGUGAAUGAAAAAAAAAAUACCACUACUAAUAACUGACUGAGUUAGCCUACUUAUCUAUGUACUGUUUAGCAUAAAUUGCCAUGGUCACACCCAUGCCUUGUUGUCUUGGUGAUAUCUAUAUAAUGUGCAUAUUGUGCAAGUGAGAUAAGUCAUAUACAGGCUUACAAAACUUGGCGGGAUCUUACCUUUUGACUAGAUAAGGUUGUGUAUUCAGGUCUGUGACAAAAAUUAUCAUAAAAUGCUUGGCAUGUUUUGGCUGCUGGAACAGAGAUAUUAGUAAUGAGGAAUGUCGUGUAUUAUGUCUAAUCUUCACUUGCAUAUACAUGUAUACCCAGUAAUCACAGAUUUUAUACAUGAUAUCUCCUCAUUAAUAUGAUAUUGCAGACAUAUUUUGUACAAAGGUAUGUAUUUUUGUCUUGUUACAUAUACAUCUAAUA
This is a messenger RNA of Liolophura sinensis, 3987 nucleotides long. RefSeq names its product heparanase-like. Gene Ontology annotation, molecular function: hydrolase activity, acting on glycosyl bonds. The transcript has 10 exons. Lineage: Eukaryota; Metazoa; Mollusca; Polyplacophora; Chitonida; Chitonidae. Gene Ontology annotation, cellular component: extracellular matrix; membrane. The record is from RefSeq and is a predicted model, not a curated record. Bases 216 to 1781 code for a protein of 521 amino acids.